Molecule: messenger RNA, 1214 nt
Organism: Chelonia mydas (Green sea turtle)
Lineage: Eukaryota; Metazoa; Chordata; Testudines; Cheloniidae
Gene: AVPI1
Product: arginine vasopressin induced 1
Exons: 3
Coding region: 17-604 (195 amino acids)
Source: RefSeq, a predicted model, not a curated record
GGAAGGCGGGACGCGGAUGGCCGCGGCCGCUGAUUGGCUGGCAGGCGGGGGGCGGGGCUGCGGUCCUUGCUCGGGGCGGGGGGUUCGGGCCGGAGCCCAGAGCCCGGCCCGGCCGCGGAGCCGCCGCCGCGAGUCGCGUGCGCAGCUUCUCCUCUGGCCCCACGGGGGCAGACCCAUGGGCACCCCAGCCUCUGUGGCAUGUGACCCCCUGCAGCGCCAGGCUCCUGAGGCCCGUGCCCGGAAAAGAGCUUCUGCCAACAUCUUCCAGGGCGUGGGGCUGCUGCAGCUGCGGCAGCUGUUCCGGAGCAGCGGGGACGCACGGGCCGAGGAACGCGCCCAGCUGGUCUUGGGCUAUGCGGGCGACCGGCGCACGGCCCAAGCCCUGCGCCAGCUCAGGGGCAGGCAGAGGAGGGGGCGGCUGCCCCCCCAGCUGAGCCCAGCAGCUCAGGACAGCAACCACCCAAGGCUCGAGGACAGCAGCUCCCCUGGCGCAGACCCUGGCAGCACCCCGAGGCUGGAGGGGCCCAGCAGGACAGGUCCAAGGACCAGGCAGAGGAAGAGGGGGCAAGGGCCCACAGGGUACCUGCACCAGCUCAAGCAGUGAGGGGGGCAGCUGGUGCUGGCCAGGCUCAGCCCCACACACUGGCAGAGACACAGGGCGGGUGUUCUGUCCCCCCUGGCUAGAGCUGGGCCAAGCAGCUGCAGAUUCCCCUCCCUCCCCCACAGUAGGUGAAGGGAGAGGGGAGCAGAGUGAGGGGUCCCUGGGGGGAAGCGAGCCACCCAUCACUGUGGGGAGCAGCCAGCCUAGGGCAGCUGCAGCCUGGGCUGCGAGUGGGCCUUGCAGCCACCCCCCAUCCAACACGAACCUGCCCUGAAGGCCCUUUGCUGAGGGGCUGGGGCCAGGGCCUCUGGGACCCGAGUGGUGCUGAGCCUUGUGCUGGCAGCUAGACUGGAGCCCAAAUGGGGAGGGGAGUGACCCACAAGCAGGCAGCCCUUCCCCCACCUCCAGGCCUGGCUGGAGGGGUACAUGUGGGGCAAAUGCAGUCAGCACCAGAGCUGGCUUUCUAGGGCGCCCCUCUGCCUGGGGUCCAAGUCCCAUGGGUGAGCCCCACCCUACAAGGGACAGCCCAAGGAAAACACCUGAUGCUUGUUGAAUACAGCAGGAGAGAAUGUGUAAUAAAAGCCAGAGCAGUAACCCAGCUGCGAGACCUGUA